CGUUCGUGUUGUACAACGUGCUGCUGUCAUGCUCAAAGAGUGAAGAGUCGCGGGGCUGCACUAGUGGUCUGCCGCGUCUGCCGGACUCACCCACGCACAGGAGGGAAUUUCUUGCACCUGCCGGCACCUUUGGACACUCCCAACUAUACACCACCAUGGGCGCCGCAUUCGACUUUGCGCCGGAACGGCCAGAGCACAUCCAGGUCAUUCUCGAUGGCCUGGACAGAUAUAACCCCGAGACGACGGGCACCUUCCAGGACUAUGUCAUGAACCAGUGCGAGAGCCAGACGUACGACUGCUACGCGAACCUGGCCCUGCUGAAGCUCUACCAGUUCAACCCACACCUUGCUCGCGAUGAGACCAUCACCAAUGUCCUCGUCAAGGCCCUCACCGUCUUUCCCAGCCCCGACUUCUCCCUCUGCCUGUCGCUCCUGCCCGUCCACGCCCUCGCGCCCCUCUCCUCCUCAGCACACAACCCGGCCGCCGGCGACGCCCCGCUCUCCGAAGCCGUCCAGAAGCUCAAUGAGCUAAAGAACCUGCUCGAGGGUGCUGACUACGCCACCUUCUGGUCGACGUUGGACUCAGACGAUCUGUACGCCGACUUGAUCGCCGAUGUGUCUGGCUUCGAGGAGCUGAUGCGCGUGCGCAUCGCCACCACCGUCAGCCAGGCUGUGCGCGAGGUCGAUCAGAGCAUCCUCGAGUCGUGGCUAAACCUGUCUGGCGACGAAUUCCAGCACUUCGUCGGCAGCGUGUGUGGAUGGGCUGUUGAGAGCGGCAAGGUCAAGGUGCCCAUCAACAAGGACAACGAGGCCAAGGGCACCGUUGUGAGGGAGAACGUCAAGUUCGACCAGUUUGCACGCGUCAUCAAGAGAGCGUACGAGCAGCCUGCAUGAGCAACUAACGCACUAUAUGACGAUACGAGACGAUGGACAUUAGCUCUACACAGAGCGCGCGCUCGGCGAAGCAUGCAGCAGAGCAUGGAUGGGCGUUGAGGGACGUGGCUGCAGCAGCCUGCACAGAGGACGCACUAGUCACUCUAGCCACAGCAAUGGACUUGAGCUUGUAUAUACCCCAGCGAUCGACAGUACACUGCCUUGACCUCGAUUGUGCAGUCACCAAAGCCGAUACAGAGGCUGAUGCCGAGGACCGCUGUUGAGGUCAGGUAGACGAUGAAAAUAUCAAAACUAACACCACAUUCAAGACGUAUCCCCUUCAAACCACUGUGAUGACACAGAGAUCUGCC
Didymella exigua CBS 183.55 is the source of this 1243-nucleotide messenger RNA. Its product is annotated as ARM repeat-containing protein. Gene Ontology annotation, cellular component: eukaryotic translation initiation factor 3 complex; cytoplasm. Gene Ontology annotation, molecular function: translation initiation factor activity; ribosome binding. The transcript is spliced from 3 exons. The record is from RefSeq and is a predicted model, not a curated record. Gene Ontology annotation, biological process: regulation of translational initiation. Bases 156 to 893 code for a protein of 245 amino acids. Lineage: Eukaryota; Fungi; Ascomycota; Dothideomycetes; Pleosporales; Didymellaceae.